Molecule: messenger RNA, 342 nt
Organism: Staurois parvus
Lineage: Eukaryota; Metazoa; Chordata; Amphibia; Anura; Ranidae
Source: the annotation of a GenBank genome assembly
GCGGAUAUAGUGGAUGCAGGGUCCGGGGAGACCAGAUAUAGUGAAUGCAGGGUCCGGGGAGACCGGAUAUAGUGAAUGCAGGGUCCGGGGAGACCAGAUAUAGUGAAUGCAGGGUCCUGGGAGACCAGAUAUAGUGAAUGCAGGGUCCGGGGAGACCAGAUAUAGUGAAUGCAGGGUCCGGGGAGACCAGAUAUAGUGAAUGCAGGGAUCCGGGGAGACCAGAUAUAGUGAAUGCAGGGUCUGGGGAGACCAGAUAUAGUGAAUGCAGGGUCCGGGGAGACCAGAUAUAGUGGAUGCAGGGUCUGGGGAGACCAGAUAUAGUGAAUGCAGGGUCCGGGGAGA